Molecule: messenger RNA, 1124 nt
Organism: Brassica napus (rape)
Lineage: Eukaryota; Viridiplantae; Streptophyta; Magnoliopsida; Brassicales; Brassicaceae
Exons: 4
Coding region: 1-999 (332 amino acids)
Biological process (GO): cytochrome b6f complex assembly
Cellular component (GO): chloroplast thylakoid membrane
Source: RefSeq, a predicted model, not a curated record
AUGGCGAAUUUAGCUAAAGGAAUGGUUUUUUCCUUGAUUCAGGAGAAAUUGGCGGUGGAUAAUGGCUCCACUGGUGAAAUUUUUUCUUCUUCUGCGUUGUUUCCCGAAUCUCCAAACAGGGAUGUAAAUAGAAUAGUCGCUGCUGCUUCUGUAACCGCCGCUUUGGCCUUGUUCCUGUCGACGAGGCUUGAUUUCAGCGUUGCCUUACGAGGAGGUUGGACUCGUUCGUUCAUCUUGGCUUUGUCGAAUGGAAAGCCGACAGUGGUGGAGUUCUAUGCUGAUUGGUGUGAGGUUUGUAGAGAACUAGCCCCUGAUGUUUACAAAAUUCAAGGAAACUUCUCUAGUAAUGGAUUUGGCUAUUGUUGUAGGCUAAUGAACAACAAGCUAGAGCUUGAAUUCAAGAUUCUGGUUGAAGAAUCAGAUCCGUCUUGUGUUAAUCAACAAUAUGACUUUUGGCUCUUACGAUUUCUUGUGUAUUUUUCUUUUGUAAAUCAGUUUAACUCCUUAAUAUAUAUAUAUAUAGAGUCCAUAAUUUUUUCAGAGCUCCGUAUCCAUACUUUCUUCUUGUGUAAUUUUCCUGCUUACCAGCUUCGUGGCGAAUCAGCCAGGCUUAAUUUCCCACACAUCAAACACGAGUAUGGAUACGGAGGCGGUGGUAGAAGCUUCAAGCCUCUUCAUCCCUCUGUUGAAGCAAAGCUCGAAGCGAUUUGUCAGAGCUUGAGAAAGACAGAGGAUGAUGAUGAUCUCCCCUGUUCUGAAACAGAGCUUUUCCCGCCGAAAGCAGAGGAUCAAGAGAGUGAAUUUGGGUUUUUGAGAGCUGAUGCGAAUUCGUUUUCCGAUGAGUCUCAGGUUGGAUCUUUGUCUCCGGAGUCAGGUAUUACCACUAUGUUCAUGGGUUUCUCGGAUUCUGAGUUUGAUGAGACUGGGAGUUUCGUGCUUGAGAAGUUUCCUUCUGUGGAAAUUGAUUGGGAUGCGUUUAGCAAGUUGUCUGAAUCUUAAGUGUCAGCCUUUAACCUCUGUGUCUGCUAUUAAGUGUCGUAUUAGUUAGCUAAUCGCUGCAACUUAAAUUUUUUGAAAUAUUCCUCCUCCAUGUGUUGAAUAAGACACUGACUUUUUUUGUGAUC